This is a messenger RNA of Choloepus didactylus (southern two-toed sloth), 4939 nucleotides long. It is a transcript of the gene TACR1, whose product is annotated as tachykinin receptor 1. Gene Ontology annotation, biological process: G protein-coupled receptor signaling pathway; positive regulation of flagellated sperm motility. The transcript has 5 exons. Lineage: Eukaryota; Metazoa; Chordata; Mammalia; Pilosa; Megalonychidae. Bases 573 to 1796 code for a protein of 407 amino acids. Gene Ontology annotation, molecular function: substance P receptor activity. The record is from RefSeq and is a predicted model, not a curated record. Gene Ontology annotation, cellular component: sperm midpiece; plasma membrane.
CAGGACCGGAGCCAGGAGGCGCCUGCCAAGCUGCAAACGGCAGCGGCGGCGGCGGCAGCAGCGGCAGCUAAAGCGAAGAAAAAAUCUCGAGCUGGACACGGAGCCCCAGAAUCGCGGCUAUGGACUCUGAACUUUUACAGGUCCCACGGUGACGGGCCCUCUCCUUCGCCCCCCAAGUCCUUGAAACAGCAUAGGGCUUUGCCUUUCCCGCUGGAGCACUUGCAAGCGCCAGCAGGUGCAGAAAAACUGGGGUCUCCUGUCUCCUGGAACCGUGCCUCUUUUCCUCUUUCGGCUCAACGCAAUAGAGAUGCGGCUCCCAUAUAUCCGAACUCAAAUGUUUCCUGAAGCUUGAAAGUGGAGGAAUUCAGAGCCACGAGGGGAGGGUCAGGCAGACGACACAUCUGGAAGCGUCUGUCUUCUGAGCUCCUGUUUGCAAGGAAAGAGUUCUGCCCAGAAAGAGCCUUCCGCCCUCCCGUCUGGGUUAAGCAGGUUCCUGAACCCCAGGCGCCAGCCACAGGACCCUGCUGCCAAGGGGGUGUGUGGAGAGGACGGCUUAGCCGCCUCGCAUCGCGAUGGAUAAUGUCCUCCCGGUGGACUCGGACCUCUUCCCGAAUAUCUCCACCAACACCUCGGAGCCCAACCAGUUCGUGCAGCCGGCCUGGCAGAUUGUCCUUUGGGCAGCCGCCUACACGGUCAUCGUGGUGACCUCCGUGGUGGGCAACGUCGUGGUGAUGUGGAUCAUCUUGGCCCACAAGAGAAUGAGGACGGUGACCAACUAUUUCCUGGUGAACCUGGCCUUCGCGGAGGCCUCCAUGGCUGCGUUCAACACCGUGGUGAACUUCACCUACGCCGUCCACAACGAGUGGUACUACGGCCUGUUCUACUGCAAGUUCCACAACUUCUUCCCCAUCGCCGCUGUCUUCGCCAGCAUCUACUCCAUGACAGCCGUGGCCUUUGAUAGGUACAUGGCGAUCAUCCAUCCGCUCCAGCCCCGGCUGUCCGCCACGGCCACCAAGGUGGUCAUCUUUGUCAUCUGGGUCCUUGCCCUGCUGCUGGCCUUCCCGCAGGGCUUCUACUCCACCACAGAGACCAUGCCCAGCAGAGUCGUGUGCAUGAUCAAAUGGCCGGAGCACCCCCAAAAGAUUUACGAGAAAGUGUACCACAUCUGUGUGACAGUGCUCAUCUACUUCCUCCCCCUGCUGGUGAUCGGCUAUGCGUACACCGUCGUGGGGAUCACCCUGUGGGCCAGCGAGAUCCCCGGGGACUCCUCGGACCGUUACCACGAGCAAGUCUCGGCCAAGCGCAAGGUGGUCAAGAUGAUGAUCGUUGUGGUAUGCACCUUUGCCAUCUGCUGGCUGCCUUUCCACAUCUUCUUCCUCCUGCCCUACAUCAACCCAGAUAUCUACCUGGAGAAGUUUAUCCAGCAGGUCUACCUGGCCAUCAUGUGGCUGGCCAUGAGCUCUACCAUGUACAACCCCAUCAUCUACUGCUGCCUCAAUGACAGAUUCCGUCUGGGAUUCAAGCAUGCCUUCCGGUGCUGCCCCUUCAUCAGCGCCGGUGACUACGAGGGGCUGGAGAUGAAAUCCACCCGGUACCUCCAGACCCAGGGCAGCGUGUACAAGGUCAGCCGCCUGGAGACCACCGUCUCUACAGUGGUGGGGGCCCACGAGGAGGAGCUGGAGGAUGUCCCCAAGGCCACGCCCACGUCGCUGGACCUGACCUCCAACGGCUCUUCUCGCAGUGACUCCAAGACCGUGACAGAGAGCUUCAGCUUCUACUCCAACAUGCUCUCCUAGACCGUGGGGCAGCAGCAAGAGCCACCAACCAUUGUAUUUGUCUUGCUUCACUUCAUGCAUGGAUAUUUCCUUCAUCUGGAGACCAUCAGAAACCUCUAACACUGGGGCUUGUGGAAAGGGUCAGAAGGGUUGAGGGAAAAACCUGCCGUCUUAGAGACCAAGACAAAACAUGCAAAAAACACCCAGAACUCUCCCAUCUUUGCAACUCACAUGCUGUGUGACCUAAGGCAAAUCGCUGAGCUUCUCUGAGCCUGUGAAAUCAUCAUUCCAUGAUUCUAGAAGUAACUUGGACUCCAUGUGAGGUUUUAUUUCAGAAUGAAUCCUGCAUUGCAACAACAUAUCAAACUGUGCCUGCAGCCCCUGUCCUACUUCAAUUGCUUCAUUCUCAGUUGUGCUCAGGUUAUUGCUCCUUAGCUGGUGGCCCACCUCACUCCAUCCAUGUGAAAUUGGAAUGAAAGAUUUGACUCUGUUGUCUAAGCAUCCAUGAAAAGAAGAAAUACUUCUGCCCCUGUGUAGCUCUCAAUAUUUCAUUACCUUUAAUGAGAGCUCAGAUUCUUCUGUUUUGUCUCCCUAAUGACUGCCCUGAGCAACUGAAGGGGGCAGAAAAAUGUCCACUGAUGGGAGCUGACAUCCAUUAUGCAUCAAGGGUCAGGAAAACUGCACCAUCCUUAAUCUGGCUGAGCCUCUCUUUCCUUGUUUGUAAAAUGAUGGGGCUGAGUUAGAUCUUCUAAAUGUCCCUUUGAAUUUUAACAUUCAGUGGUUCUAUAAUGGUAUGAUUUUUUCUCACCAAAAAAAAAUGGCAGUCUCAAGAAAGAAUAGGAGCAGAUCUUCUAGUGAUAGUUUCCAGCCCCUGGAGAGGAAGCAGCUGCUAAGAGUAUAGGUGAUGCUCCCGAUCGGACAUUCUCUACUGGAUUAUCCUAAAAUGGUGAGUGUGUUCCUUCUGGAAGGUUUCAGCGCUUUCCAGAGCAGGGGACUUCACACGUAAGCCUGCACCUCUCCAUGAGGCUUUACCAGAUUGAGUUCCACAGAUGGAGAAUAUCAUACCUCUUGGGUAUCGUAGGGCAGGAGCGCCAACCCAGAUUCUUAACUUCCUACUAGCAUAAGACAUGUGCUCAGAUGCCCUGGUGAAUGAGGAAGCUGCACCCCACAUGUUCCUUCAGAGACUCUGAGUCUCCCCUUUGUGUCUCCCACCUCUGCUGACCUCCUGCCUUUGAGGGACGGCAACGACCCACCCAUCCUUCGGGACCUUCAGUCUGUCAGAGCCAGGAACUUAAUGCUUUGUGUCCUAAUACAGCUUUGGGAGCUGUAGCAAGAGAGCACCCCAUUCCUUUGUGUCUCCCAGAUCCGUGCUCUGUCCACAUGUGGGCGGCUGAAAGAAGCCUCAUGUGGGGUUUGCAGGAUGGCUGCGUGUGUCCUGUGUCCGUGGUGUUACAGGGAGAACAGUGCUACUCACAGGUUUGCAGACUCUCCCACCUGCUAGCUCUGAUCCUAUCAGGUCAUUGGCAGGCCUGGGAGAAAGUGUACAAGCUAGAAAGACCCGAGAGCCAUAUUCUGCAGUGUGGCACAGGAGGGAUUAAACAAAUUUAAUCAAGUCAGUUCAAUGCAGAUAUAUGAAUGGAAGACUUAAUUUUGGGGCACAAAAGUCAGUACCCAAAGCAUUAGUCAUACUUCUAAUAGGGAAUCAUGCCAUGUAUGAAUGAUUCAUGUCAGAAGGAUAUAAGAACCAGCAUGAUUAUGAGAAGAAUCUAAAAAGAAAGUGUCAAGGAAUUGGGGCCAUCUCAUCUGCAGAAGAGAAAAUUAGAGUUGAAUUCAACAGGUGUUUGUUGAGCACAUGCUCUGGACUUGGCCCUGCUGUGGGACACCCAGCUCCUUCCAUUCUUGAGGCAUCCACCAUACUUGCUGUCACCAACUCACCCAUCCCAGUGGGUCCAGUCUGCCCAGUCGGUAUGGAGAAGCAGAUUCCGCACAGGAUUCUAAAAAGCCACACUCAACAUGCAUUAUCAAGCCAAAGGCUGGGACCUUCAGAGAGCCUGUUGCAAGGAGAGUUCUCUGAGAUAAUACCAAAGGGAGCCGCCAGUAAGUCCAGGGAACCAAAGACGAUGGGGUUGACCAGCAUCCCCAUCGCACAAAAUAGCAGGGAAUAUGGGAUGAUUCUGGGCAGUUUCAAAUAUGACAAAGCAUCACCUCACAGAGAACCCAGGAAGCCUUCCUCUGACCCAGCCCCCAAUGUCCAGUGCACUUUAAAACAAUGUUGUCUGCUCCCACGUGUGUGAAACACUAUUAUUUGUGCUGUGCAUGGGUCUCAUUCUUAUUAUAGAAAUGUGUCACCCUGCAUUUAUUCCAUAAGUGUUUUUCUUUGCUGUGCUGUCCAGUGGUGAAAGCCUAUAAGACAUCAUGGGGCCAUCUUUGUUAUGCUACUUCCAAAAUGUGGGGUCCAGUUGCUGUCAAGUGUUAUCUGUAUUGUGCCAACCUCCUCUUCCUCCUCCUCCUUCUAUCUCAGGGAGGAGCUCUGAUGUGUAUCAUCGACCACAGGAGGACCACAGUAAUUGUGGGGUGAGGGGGGAUUUUAAGGGAGAAUCUAAAGGGCAAGAGACCUUGUCCUCCUCACCCCACACCAGAAUGCUAAGACAUGCUGGAGCGUCCUUUCUCUCAGAAGGACUGAGUGGACGCCUGGGAAAAGGGAACUCGGGAGCUGGCUUUAGGGGAGAGGAGUAGGCAUGGAGGGGCUGGUUCCUGAGGUUUCCAUGGGAUCCUGGAAAGAAUCUCUAGAAAGAAAUAAAGUAUGUGUUUGACUAGCACAUGCCUGUGUUUCAUCUCUAGGGGACCUAAGCAUGCUGUGGAAGGCUGACUAGAGCGGUACUGGGAGCCCCAGCAUAGUCAGAAGGCUGGAAUCCAGCAAUUCUCAACUCUGGGAUGAAAUGGGUGGGCAAGAUUUGGGAAGCAUUUCUAGGUGAGCUCUGGGAGUGAUGUGACCAGAGAUGACAACUACUAAUAGAGUGGAGUCGGUUCAGGUCCUUCCAGAAGCAGACACCAAGACCGUUAGAAGUGCAUGAGAUUUAUUGGGAGAUUGGGAGAGAUAAAGGAAAGAAAACGUAGGAGGAGGCAGAGAAAGCCUUCAUACCCCUAUGCAGAUCAGACACCUG